ACUUAUUAAUUAAAGUGAGGUUUACUCAGCACUAUCACUUGUUAAAAAAAAAAAAACUUAAUUUCGCAUUUAAGAAUGGCCUAAAAUAAAAAAUAGAAUGUAAAUCAAAAUUCAAACCUGGUAUACAGCCCAUCAACGCAUUGGAUUCGGAUAAUCCAUCGGGCUAUAUUCGGGUGUUCAACUAUACUGUGAAAAGAAGCUCUGAAUCGUCUUCGCUAUGGUCUGAUUUGCAGAGAAUGGAAGGAGGGAGUAGCAGUAUAGCGACCGGGAGAUACAGAUACGUACACGAUGUUAGUAAGGGUCCGCCGGAAGCCAUAGACGUCCACCAUCUCAUGCUUCAAAGAAAUGCUUCAUCAAAGGCUUCGAUUCUACUCCUCUUCUUUCUUCUUCCCUGCUCGCUACUCCUGCAGCAAUGUAAUCACAAAUGUUGUGUCUGAGGUGAUGCAUAUGUGUGUGUGGCACCAGGCGAGAUCGAUUGGUGUUCUACUUUGGAGCUUGCCUGUAAUGGCGGUAGUUGUCAGGAUGUAUCUAAGGCGGGUUGUGAGAGAGUCUGUAAUAAUUUUGCCUGGUUUUGGAGUUCAGCUUGAGACUCAAUACCGAAGUGGGAGAAUCACUCGUCGCUUUGUUGCUUCCAGCAAGAUCUUGAAACCGGUCCUGAAUGAAUGUGUGACCCCUGUUACUUGUUACUGGAGCCUGUCUCUGAUCAUUCAUGGAGAAGAGCAGCUUCUUGUCGUUUUCAAGGAAUUGCGCCCUCCAGUUAAAACUUUGGUUCCCAUCUGGAAGGCUUUAUGUGCUUCCAUUGAAUGUGGAGAACACAUACAUGAAUGAAUGAUCUCUCUCCAUGCUGAUUUAGUGAUUUGUACACUGCAGCUAACAGAUUCUUUGAUACAUGAAAGAAGUGAAGAGAACUCAACUUUAGUGAUUCUUUUGAAACCAAAACUAGGUUAUCACAUAUCAUUUUUUCUAUACUAUAUCUAUGUUGUGUAUGCCUCUGUUGUCCACACAAGAGGGGGGUAGAAAGCCUCAAUGAUAUUCUGGGAUGCAAAGCAGUUGCUUUCGACGGGUAAAUCCAGAUAGAACAGCCCAGAUUUCAUGGCUCUGAUAAUCAACCAACUCCCAAUUGAGUGGGUGAUAUGCAGUUGAAUAGAGACAGCUUUCCAUUUGACGAUCAUUAAUGUGUAGCAGAGCUCAAUCGCUGUGCAGUUCGCUGUAAACUAAUUUCAUGACGACGCAAACCAUGCCAUGACUCACAUGAACUGCUGCUCCAUGAUGUAAUCUUUGCUAUCUGCUCGCUUAAGGCAUCGAGAUUGACAAGUGGGACAGUUGUUGGUCGACCAUGAGCACACUGAGGCACAAACUUGGCAGUGUUAGGAAAUCAGAUGUGUUAUUACUAUGCUGAUUUGUCUUAGAUGGGUUAAAACAUAUAUAGUGCUUUCAAAGGCCGUUUUUCUAUAGAUUUCGUCGAGAGAAUAUUACUGAGAUUUCAUCUUUUACUCACUUGAAAACAUAGUGAAGUCUGCUUUAGCUCUUCAACAAUGAGGGAGCACUCUGAAGGCAAUAAAGCGUCUCCAAACAUAAUUGCACCUGCAUUUGGGAUACCAUGAACAGGGUGAGAAGUGAAACAAUCAUUAUACCACAGUUCAUCUUGUAAUGUGGACCACUGAUAUACAAGUUCAUUUUUAGUAUACUAAUGUACGUUAUUUGAAAGUUCAUUUUUAGUGUACUGAAGGUUCAAUUUUUAGAUAUUAGCUAAAAAUGCACAUUUAUAAGUGUUCCACAUUAUAAUUUACCGAAA
This is a messenger RNA of Ipomoea triloba (trilobed morning glory), 1795 nucleotides long. RefSeq lists its product as uncharacterized. The coding region runs from base 346 to 828 and encodes 160 amino acids. Gene Ontology annotation, biological process: GPI anchor biosynthetic process. The transcript has 5 exons. Lineage: Eukaryota; Viridiplantae; Streptophyta; Magnoliopsida; Solanales; Convolvulaceae. The record is from RefSeq and is a predicted model, not a curated record. Gene Ontology annotation, cellular component: glycosylphosphatidylinositol-N-acetylglucosaminyltransferase (GPI-GnT) complex.